Molecule: messenger RNA, 1460 nt
Organism: Pollicipes pollicipes
Lineage: Eukaryota; Metazoa; Arthropoda; Thecostraca; Pollicipedomorpha; Pollicipedidae
Gene: Mnat9
Product: microtubule-associated Nat9
Exons: 1
Coding region: 66-746 (226 amino acids)
Molecular function (GO): N-acetyltransferase activity
Source: RefSeq, a predicted model, not a curated record
CCGCGAGACCGGAGACUGCCCCUUGGCUCAACUAAGGCCAGCUUCUCCUGCAGCCGCCGGCGGCGAUGAGGACCAACGCAUGCACCGUGUUGUGGACGGAGCUGCUGACGCUGGUGCCAUACCGGCGCCGCCACGUGCCCAAGUACCACAGCUGGAUGCAGUCGGCGGAGCUGCAGCAGCUGACGGCCUCGGAGCCGCUGACGCUGCCGCAGGAGUAUGCCAUGCAGCGCAGCUGGCGGGAGGACGACGGCAAGUGCACGUUCAUCGUGCUCGACCGCGCCACGUACGAGAGCGCGGCCGACGAGGUGGCGGCCAUGAUCGGCGACGUGAACCUGUUCCUGGCGGACGGCGAGGCCGGCGCCGCCGAGGUGGAGGUGAUGAUUGCCGAGCAGGGGGCGCGCGGCGCCGGCCGAGGCCGCCAGGCCGCCGCCGCCAUGCUUCGCUACGGCCUGGAGACGCUGCGGCUGACACGCUUCCAGGUCAAGAUCGGCCUGGAGAACGAGGCGAGCCGGCACCUGUUCGCGACGCUGGGUUUCGCCGAGGUCAGCCGCAGCGAGGUGUUCGGCGAGGUGACGUGUGAGGUGCACGUGACGCCCGACUGGCGCCGGACCGUGGAGCGCAUGUGUCCCGGCUACCGCGCCGAGACCGUGGCCGACGGAGAGGCGUCAGAACCGGCCGCAGCGGGGGACGAGCCGCUCACUGCACUGCACGGGUCGCCGAACCCACGAGACGAGAGUGGAAGCUGAGCUGCAUGUGCCGUGAACGCCUCUGUGGGAGAGAUAUCACCUGAAAAUUUGUGCGCUUUUGCAUUGUUUUACCAAUACCUGUUCAUGACGAUGUGUUGUGUUCGCUAUCCCCGAAACAGGCUAAGAGUUACGGAAGUUGCGAUCGGCACUGGAGCAGUAGCAGUGGCAGCAGCAGGAUGGCUUGGUACUUUUUUAAUGGUUUAUUGAUGCUUUGUUGGUGUGUCUUACGUUUUGCGCAGACGUAUUUUGCACAAUGUGUAAUACAGAUUAUCGUAUUAUUCUCGGAUCGUGGCGUAUUUAUUCGACAUGGCCUGACGGUCGUGCCCCGUCAGCUGUGGUGGGUUUGGUCAUAUCUUACCUAUCAGAACAUAAUGUCCGGUUGGUUAUCUACACGACCGCCCAGUAUCCGCCCUCUGCGUAACACGGGAUCCACAUGUUGCGCCGCCCCAGAGACGCUCCGGCUAUCAGCACUGUUAGGUGGAGUUGCACGAUGUCUGUUCGCAGCUGGUGCGACUGGGCGUCGCUGAUGCUAUUUACCACUAGAGAGCGCUAGAAUGCGACUCCGUGCAACCUCCGCCUCUUAUGUGCUUACAGCGUGGUUACCGCACCACACCGACGCAUUUGGCCGUGCUGCACUACUUGGACCUGCCGUUGGCGGGACUUUGACGGUUGAUGAUGCCAGAACGCAUUUGACGUGACUUUGACAGUGAUUUA